GGGUUCUUCGGCCGCGUGUACAAAGCGAAGCAUCGCCGCACCGGCCAGGAUGUCGUAGUCAAGGAGCUCAAGGAAAGUGACCCAUCGGCGCGCGCUGCCUUUGUGGCAGAAAUUUCGCUCCUCAAGGUCUUGCGCCAUCCCAACGUGCUGCGCUUUGUUGGCAUUUUCUGCAAAGAGGAUAAGCUGCACCUCAUCACCGAAUUUAUCAGCGGUGGCUCCCUGGAUAACGUCAUCAUGGGCAAAGAGCUGCCGUGGGCCCUACGCAUCAAAUGGGCGCUUGACGUGGCAUGCGGGAUGGAGUAUCUGCACGAUCGUCGGGUCAUCCACCGUGACCUCAAGUCUGAAAACUGUGCGUUUGCGUGUCUUGUACGCAAGAAUGGCCAAGCCGUCGUGGCCGACUUUGGCUUGGCUCGCGUUUUAGAAGGCGAAAUUCUGACUCGCGCAGCCGUCGAAGACGAAAAGACCACAAUCAGACCGCGCACCAUGACCAUUGUUGGCACACCUUAUUUCAUGGCCCCUGAGCUGAUUAUGGGCAUGGAGUACAAUUUGCUAGCAGACGUCUUCAGCUUUGGUGUUUUGCUUUGCGAGCUGAUUGGCCGAAUUCAAGCCGACCCAGACAUCAUGCCACGUUUGAACAAUUUUGGCAUUGAUCAAGACACAUUC
Monosiga brevicollis MX1 is the source of this 663-nucleotide messenger RNA. RefSeq lists its product as uncharacterized. Lineage: Eukaryota; Choanoflagellata; Craspedida; Salpingoecidae. The annotation marks the transcript as partial. The transcript has 8 exons. Gene Ontology annotation, biological process: protein phosphorylation; actin cytoskeleton organization. Gene Ontology annotation, molecular function: protein serine/threonine kinase activity; ATP binding. The record is from RefSeq and is a predicted model, not a curated record. Gene Ontology annotation, cellular component: cytoplasm; nucleus.